Messenger RNA from Juglans regia (Persian walnut), 4925 nucleotides. RefSeq names its product phytochrome C. The record is from RefSeq and is a predicted model, not a curated record. Gene Ontology annotation, cellular component: nucleus. Lineage: Eukaryota; Viridiplantae; Streptophyta; Magnoliopsida; Fagales; Juglandaceae. Gene Ontology annotation, biological process: detection of visible light; protein-tetrapyrrole linkage; regulation of DNA-templated transcription. The coding region runs from base 902 to 4270 and encodes 1122 amino acids. The transcript has 5 exons. Gene Ontology annotation, molecular function: photoreceptor activity; phosphorelay sensor kinase activity; protein homodimerization activity.
ACAACUAUAAGUCUACAAGCGGCGAGCAGAAAGUAAAUUUGAAGUUGACAAGAACACUACCCAAAACGAAACAAAACCCAUGUCCCAUGUAAGCGAAACACUACCCAGCUUUAUUUUAUUUAUGAAAACUCUCCCAAUCCAUUUUUAAAGUUAUGGAUACGCAAAUUCAGGUCGGUUUCACGUGUUGGUUAUCCGUGGCGUGCAAGUUUGACGGCCAGUAUCACACAUCACUCUCCCACCGUCCGACCGGCAACUUCCACUUGUACAAUAUAACCCUCUAAAUAGUUUCGGUAUUUGUUUAGUAUUUAUUUUUCAUAAGCUUUUCGGAACCUUACGAAUUCUCGGCCUUGGGAUUUGAAUUUGAUUUAUACGAGUGUCAAUCUCAAUUUGAGGGUAUAAAACAAACAGUUGGGAUUAGUUAAGUACGCGCCGAGGAAAAAAAAGAGAUCUUAUAUCAGCUGCGGAAAAUGGUUGUGUCAUGGGUUUUCAGAUUUUGUUCUUAUCUGCUCUGAGUUUGUGGGGAUAUUGUUAUCUAGGAUUCGUUUUUUGAGGGGUCUUGUGAACGCUUUAUGGACAACCCUCUUUGGUGAUGUUAUAGCAGAAUCCGUUUUGGAUGACCCCUUUUUCUUUUCUUGGGGGCCUUUUCACUUUUGGUUGAGAAUAGAAUCACGAAGACUGUGUGAAUUGAAGUACCUUGUUUUUGUUUUUAAGCUUGUCAUGGCUUCAUGGGAUUUUAUAUGAACGGUCUGCUUUUUAGCUAUUGAAAUGGUGGUGCGUUUCACUCUUUUCGACUUUCAUGAUGAUUCGUGGUCCGGUAGAUUCCAGCGGACAAAAAGGUUGGGUCGAUUGAAAUUGCUACUGGAGGAAGAAAGAGAGGAUUGUGGAGGAGGAGGGUUGAGAGAUGUCAUCAUAUUCGACAAACAAGACGAAUUGCUCUAGGAGCAGCUCUGAUCGAUCAAAACGUGGGGCUCGUGUGGUUGCGCAGACCCCCAUCGAUGCGAAGCUUCAUGUAGACUUUGAAGAGUCUGAACGGUUCUUUGAUUACUCAACUUCAAUUGACGUCAACAUCUCAAGUUCCACUAGCAAUGUCCCUUCCUCUACUGUGUCAGCUUACCUGCAAAGGAUGCAGAGAGGAAGCCUUAUUCAACCGUUCGGUUGCUUGAUUGCUGUGGACGAGCAAAACUUCACGGUUCUUGCCUACAGCGAAAAUGCCCCUGAAAUGUUGGACUUGGCUCCACAUGCUGUUCCAAGCAUUGAACAGCAAGAAGCCCUAGCUUUUGGAACAGAUGUUCGAACACUCUUUCGGUCGUCGGGUGCCACUGCUUUGCAGAAGGCAGCUAAUUUUGGGGACGUAAAUCUUCUCAACCCCAUAUUGGUUCAUUGUAAAACCUCAGGUAAGCCCUUUUACGCGAUUCUGCACCGAAUUGAUGUGGGGUUAGUUAUAGAUUUAGAACCAGUGAAUCCAGCUGAUGUGCCAGUGACUGCUGCUGGGGCCUUGAAAUCUUAUAAGCUAGCAGCCAAAGCCAUAUCGAGAUUGCAGUCCUUGCCAAGUGGGAAUAUAUCACUGAUAUGUGAUGUUUUAGUCAAGGAAGUUAGUGACUUGACAGGUUAUGAUCGUGUAAUGGUGUAUAAAUUUCAUGAAGAUGACCAUGGAGAAGCGGUAGCUGAGUCCCGCAGACCUGAUCUGGAACCUUAUCUUGGUUUGCAUUACCCGGCUACCGAUAUACCACAAGCUUCAAGAUUCCUAUUCAUGAAGAACAAGAUUAGAAUGAUAUGCGAUUGUUUGGUGCCUCCAGUUAAAGUAAUUCAAGACAAGAGAUUGUCUCAGCCACUGAGCCUUUCUGGAUCUACGCUGAGAUCUCCUCAUGGUUGUCACGCACAGUAUAUGGCAAAUAUGGGUUCAAUUGCAUCUCUUGUGAUGUCUGUGACUAUCAAUGAAGAUGAUGGAGAGCUGGAGAAUGAUCAGCAGAAGGGAAGAAAAUUGUGGGGUUUGGUUGUUUGCCAUCACGCAAGUCCUAGGUUUGUUCCAUUUCCUUUGAGGUAUGCCUGUGAGUUCUUGAUUCAAGUGUUAGGUGUGCAGAUCAACAAAGAAGUGGAGUUGGCUGCUCAACUAAGGGAGAAGCAUAUUUUGCAAACUCAAACUGUUCUUUGUGAUAUGCUCCUUAGAGAUGCUCCUGUAGGUAUUGUUACUCAAUCACCUAAUGUUAUGGAUCUUGUUAAGUGUGAUGGAGCUGCACUAUACUACAGGAAGAAAUUUUGGUUGCUUGGAGUCACCCCAAUUGAGGCACAGAUUACAGAUAUAGCUGAAUGGCUUCUUGAGUGCCAUGAUGGUAGCACGGGUUUAAGUACCGAUAGCCUUAUGGAGGCUGGCUACCCAGGUGCCUCAGGUCUUGGAGAUGAAGUCUGCGGGAUGGCAGCCGUUAGGAUUACUUCAAGGGAUUUCCUGUUUUGGUUCAGGUCUCACACCGCAAAAGAAAUCAAGUGGGGUGGUGCAAAACAUGACCCUGAUGACAAGGACAAUGGAAGAAAGAUGCAUCCCAGGUCAUCCUUCAAGGCUUUUCUGGAGGUGGUUAAGCGACGGAGUGUCCCUUGGGAAGAUGUGGAAAUGGAUGCCAUCCAUUCCUUACAGCUGAUAUUGAGAGGGUCUUUGCAAGAUGAGAUUGUGGAUGAGUCCAAAAUGAUCGUGAAUGUUUCAUCAGUUGAUGACAGGAUACAGAGAGUGGAUGAAUUACGCAUCAUCACAAAUGAAAUGGUGCGCCUUAUAGAGACAGCUGCAGUCCCCAUUUUGGCUGUCGAUGCCUCUGGUUGUAUAACUGGGUGGAAUACCAAAGCUGCUGAACUAACAGGCCUGUCUGUUGAGCAAGCCAUCGGUAUGACCUUGAUUGACGUUGUCUGGGAAGAUUCAGUUAAAGUGGUGAAGAAUCUGCUCAUCUUGGCAUCUCAAGGUAUAGAAGAGAAAAAUAUUGAAAUCAAACUUAAAACAUUUGGUCCUCAGGAAAACAGUGGUCCUGUAAUCUUGGUAGUUAAUGCAUGUUGCAGCCGAGACACAAAAGAAAACUUUGUUGGGGUUUGCUUUGUUGGCCAAGAUGUCACUGGACAAAAAGUAAUUUGGGACAAAUAUACUCGUAUCCAAGAUGAUUAUGUUGGAAUUAUGCGGAGCCCUUCUGCACUUAUUCCUCCAAUUUUUAUGGCCGAUGAGCAUGGCCGAUGCUUGGAAUGGAAUGAUCCAAUGCAAAAAGUGUCUGGUUUGAAGAGGGAAGAGGCCACUUCCCGGAUGCUUCUUGGGGAGGUCUUCACGGUAAAUAGUUUUGGCUGUCGGGUUAAAGAUCAUGAUACAUUAACCAAGCUUAGGAUACUACUUAAUGGGGUAAUUGCAGGCCAGGAGGUAGAUAAGUUGUUGUUUGGAUUCUUUGAUCAGCAGGGUAAUUAUAUUGAAGCAUUACUUUCAGCGAACAAAAGGACUGAUGCAGAGGGAAGGAUUACUGGGGUUUUGUGCUUUUUGCAUGUGUCAAGUCCAGAACUUCAGUAUGCUAUGCAGGUGCAGAGGAUAUCCGAACAGGCUGCAGCUGAUAACAUCAAGAAAUUGGCAUAUAUUCGUCGAGAAAUCAGUAAGCCACUGAAUGGGAUUAUGUUUAUGCAGAAUCUAAUGGGAUCUUCUGAUUUAAGCAAAGAGCAGAAGCAGCUACUUAAGACAAGCUCAUUGUGUCAGGAACAAUUAGCUAAGGUUGUUGAUGACACUGAUAUUGAAAGUAUCGAGGAAUGUUACAUGGUAAUGAGCUCUGGUGAAUUUAACCUUGGUGAAGCUCUUGAAGCUGUCAUAAACCAAGUUAUGAUCUUGUGUCGGGAGCGCCAGGUGCAGGUCAUCCAUGAUUUACCUGCUGAAGUAUCAUCGAUGCACUUAUAUGGAGACAACUUGAGGCUUCAGCAGGUUCUUUCACAGUUUAUGACUAAUGCACUCCUCUUCACCCCUGCCUUUGAAGGAUCACUUAUUGCCUUCAGGGUGAAUCCAAAAAAGGAACGUAUAGGGAUGAAAAUACACAUCGUCCAUCUUGAAUUUAGGAUCACCCAACCAGCACCUGGUGUACCAGAAAAUCUGAUUCAAGAGAUGUUUCACCACAAUCCCCGUGUCUCAAGGGAAGGUCUCAGCCUAUACAUUAGCCAGAAGCUUGUGAAGAUUAUGAAUGGCACUGUACAGUAUCUAAGAGAAGCAGACAAAUCAUCCUUUAUAAUUCUUAUAGAAUUUCCAUUGGUAUGUCACACUGACCAAUGAACCUGUAUUCUCUGACACCCCCAACAUCCGUUGGCGACUUAUCAAGUCGAUGGCACGUGCGUGAUGCCAACAUGAGUUCCUGUAUGGCCCAGAGAUUGACCAGGGAUUAUUUAGAGGCUGGAUGAUGCUUGAAUUUGUGCUCUGCAACUUGGGAAACCAGAAUCUUUUACCAGAAAACGCAGAACGGAUGAGUUGAAUAGCUGGGUGAUCAAUUUUGAUGUUUUUGGAAGUGAAUUAACAUAAUAAGCUCACUGGAAACCUUCUCAAAACCUCAAGCUGGAUAUCUUCUUUCCGGACCCCCCUGUAACCUCUUAUGUAAACAUCAGUCGUCAAUUAGUUUUGCUUUGUUUUUAGGGAGAGCUCGGUUGCUAAAACCUCUCUCUGUCUCUUUGAAACUCUGACUCCAGCUCUGGUGUGUGCAGUUUGGGAUGUGGAAUAAGCCAAGCAAAGGUAGUAUCAUGUUUAGAACUGAAUCGAUAGAGAUGUAUACAUCAACGUUGUGAAAUAACAUCGAUCAUACGGACUUGGACAGCCAAAGCAGGCCAUUGGCAUGGUAAUGCUUACCCAUUCUAUAUGCGGGAAAAAAUCUUUGUUAAGCACAUGACUUCUAUUAGUAUUAUAUUAUUAUCAACGUCAUCAUUCUAGUUCAGUUCCA